CCGCCCCUAUACGCUUGCUUUUAGGUACUUGGUGGCUCUCGUCAAAACAUAUUUUAUUGUUUCUCCACACGAUUCAAGUUGCAAGAUGCCUUUAAAUGUUCUCCGUGGAAUGCCGUUACCCUGGCGAGCGCUGGACAGCAAUCUUCAGGGUGCAUUCGACUUAGAUGUUCGGAAGAAUGAUGUGUUCGUCAUUUCCUACCCCAAAUCAGGUACAACAUGGUUAAGGAAUAUCAUCAGUUACAUGCUGGGAUGCCCUGAGGAACAAACCAAUAUUGGUCUGCCGUUGGAACUGAGCAUGUGCAGUGGCGCGUCAGAGGAGGAGUUACAAACAGCGCCCCCAGUGUACAAGCUGAUCGAAUCUUGGCUUUCUCCGAGGGUGAUCAUGACCCAUCUGCUACCCCAUCUACUGCCUGCUCAGCUCUUUCAGAAAAAUGCCAAGGUUUUAUACAUUGCUCGCAACCCUAAGGAUAUAGCGGUGUCGUACUUUCAUUUCUUCGAAGCACUGAAGGCGCCAGACCCUUGUCCUUCCUGGGAGCAGUUUGUUCCACUCUUCAUGAAGGGAGAAGUUCCAUUCGGAUCCUACUUCACCCAUGUUAAGCAAUACUGGGAGAUGAAACACCACAACAACUUCCUGUUUCUCAAGUAUGAAGAUCUGAAAAAGGAAGAACAAGCUGUCAUCAAACAAGUGGGAGCAUUUCUUGGCAAAGAACUAGACAUCCAAGACAUCUCAUCUAUCUCGAGCAAAUGUUCACUUGAGAGCAUGCGCAAAAGGUUCAGUGAAAACACCCAGGCAAUGUCCAAGAUCAUUGACGAAACAAAAACGCAGUUCGUGAGAAAAGGGAAAGUUGGCGACUGGCGGGAAUAUCUGACGGCAGAGCAGAGUCAACGUUUCGAUCAACUGUAUGAGGAACAUCUUGGCAAUACUGGCCUGACAUUGGAAUGUUAAUUAACGUCCUACAUAGCAGUGUUGUAGGACUCGAGUCCAGGACAUCGGACUCGAGUCACAUUUUUCAUGACUCGGACUCGACUCGAGUCACGUUGUAAAAUGACUCGGACUCGACCAUGAUGACUCGGACUCGAGCUUGGUGACUCGAGACUCGAGUCACGAUUUUCAUUAAAAGAAAAAACCCACAACGUUACGUUUUCAGGGGCCGCCGGCGCACGCACGCCCUGCGCCUGCAUGCACGACGAGCACCCCGCAGGCCCGGUGUCAUGCCAAAAAGAUUCCGGUAUCAUGGAGGAGGUUUAUUUUAAGGAUUGGAAUUAAAAGGAAAACACAUUUUGGGUCUAAACAACAUCUACUAGCACGUUUGUGUAUGGUUUAAAUCGAGGAUUUUCUUUUACGGUUCCUCUUCCCUUUUCCUUUGUUUGUACUCUUUCGCAACAGC
Messenger RNA from Patiria miniata (bat star), 1388 nucleotides. Its product is annotated as sulfotransferase family cytosolic 1B member 1-like. Gene Ontology annotation, cellular component: cytoplasm. The record is from RefSeq and is a predicted model, not a curated record. The transcript has 6 exons. The coding region runs from base 86 to 946 and encodes 286 amino acids. Gene Ontology annotation, biological process: sulfation. Gene Ontology annotation, molecular function: sulfotransferase activity. NCBI's taxonomy places the organism in Eukaryota, Metazoa, Echinodermata, Asteroidea, Valvatida, Asterinidae.